AUCUCGUCAAUAGAGAAGUAUCAAUAUCUGCUGGCCUCGCUAAAGGGGGAGGCGCUCAAUGUAAUCAAGAAUUUGCCCCUCGCCGCGGAGUAUUACAUGAUUGCAUACGACGCGCUGCUCGACAGGUAUCGGAACAGAAGGAGGCUAGCGGACCACCACUUAAAGUCGAUACGCGAAGCCAAACCGUUAAAGAUCGAAUCGGCCGAUGCCCUCCAUAAAUUAUUAGAUACGUUCACCGAAAACACUCGCGCGCUAAACCUGAUGAAGUUCCCUACCGAUUCGUGGGAUUUCCUUUUGCUCAAUUUCCUGCUCGAGAAGCUUCCCCGAUCAUUGCGGGAAAAGUUCGAAUCUGUCCAUCGGGCCGAAGAGAUACCGCGAUACGCUCAACUCAUCAAGUUUCUUUCCGAGCACUGUAAAGUACUUGAGGCCAUCUCGGGUCCGUCGACCAUGCCGUUCAAAUCACAAUCGUCCGCGUCGGCUUCGUCGCUUGCAACUCGAACUGCCGAGUGUCCGGCGUGCAAGGAACAACAUCUCGUGUUCAAGUGCCCUCGAUUCUUGAAACUAUCCCCCCGGGAAAGGCAUUUAACGGCCAAAACCGCGAACUUGUGUUUCAAUUGCCUUCGCGCGGGUCAUGGCACUAACAACUGCACAUCGACGGGGACGUGCCGGUCGUGCCAGGCUAGGCAUCAUACCCUAUUGCACUUCGGACGGAAUUCGGAUCCAGCGGACACCCCGGCGGAUACCGGAGCCCCCUCCGAAUCGGCCGCCGACGGGAGUUCGUCGCCACAAAAUAAUGAACCCCUCGUCACCAUGGCUAGCGUCGCGAAAUCGAGUUCGACAGUAUUAUUGUCAACGGUGCAGGCCGAAGCUCUCGACGUUCACGGAAAUCCCUUCCCUGUUCGCAUUCUUUUGGAUAGUGCCAGUCAAUUAAAUUUCAUUUCGGAAAAUUGCAUGAAAAAGGGUGGUUUCAAACGAACCAAGUGUCGUACUGUAGUCCUAGCGGUAAAUAAUACUAAAGCGGCUGCCACUCGAGGUAGCACCUCACUCGUGAUUCAAGUACCGGGUAAUGGCAAUACUCGCGUUCCGAUAGAGGCUACGAUUCUCCCACGCAUCUCCGCCCAAUUACCUAGUAGACAAGUCGAACAAAGAGCGUGGAAACACAUAGAGGGAUUAAAGCUCGCGGAUCCGCAGUAUCACCGACCUGGUCCCGUCGACCUCUUAAUCGGCGCAGAUAUCUUUGCCUCGUUGAUUCGGGACGGUCGUCGUCUAGGGAGGAAAGGUGAACCAGACGCCUUUAAUUCCAUUUUCGGCUGGGUUCUG
Temnothorax curvispinosus is the source of this 1320-nucleotide messenger RNA. RefSeq lists its product as uncharacterized. The transcript has a single exon. The record is from RefSeq and is a predicted model, not a curated record. The annotation marks the transcript as partial. NCBI's taxonomy places the organism in Eukaryota, Metazoa, Arthropoda, Insecta, Hymenoptera, Formicidae.